Molecule: messenger RNA, 687 nt
Organism: Hirsutella rhossiliensis
Lineage: Eukaryota; Fungi; Ascomycota; Sordariomycetes; Hypocreales; Ophiocordycipitaceae
Exons: 1
Coding region: 1-687 (228 amino acids)
Source: RefSeq, a predicted model, not a curated record
AUGGCCGCCAUCGCUCGCUCCCUGGCCCUCUUGUCGCUGGCCGUCUCGGCGCUCGCCCGCACCAACCUGCAGGGCUGCACCUACUCUGACGAGGUGGUGGCGCCCUCGAGCAUGGCUCCCUACAACAAGCGCAUCUGGUACGUGCCGGAAUCGGGCGAGAUUUGCGAGUUUCUCGACUGCGGAGGCGGCCGCGCACCGCCCAAGACGACGGUGCCCGGGUGCCCCCUGUACAGCGGCACCGAGACGUACUCGCCGAGCUUCCUGGAUGUGAAGACGGCCGCUCGCACGAGCCCGGCCAGCAGCGAUGUGUCGGCGACUGACACACCGUCGUCAUCGGCGCACGCAUCCUCGGCAUCUGGGUCUUUGGCGCACGCAUCUGCGGCACGUGUGACGGUGACCAGCGGCAGCGCCAAUGUGGUGCACACGACGGCGGCGCCCACGAGCCUGCCCCGGGAGGAGGCGUCGUCCAGCUCCGGCUUCACGGCCGUGCAGACAACCAAGAGCACCGCCGUCGCCGGGCCCGCGUCUUCUGGGGCCGCGUCGUCGACGGGCUCUCGGGGAGACGGAGCGGCCAAGCCGUCGAGCAGCUCGACGCCCGUCAGCGCUGCGGCCGGGCUGAUGACGACGCGUGCCGUGCUCGGAUCCGCCCUCUUGGCCGGUGUGGCGGCCGGCAUGAGCCUGCUGUAA